AUGUUGGUGUGUGGUGCUGUCCAUUUUCCCUUCUGUUGUGCUCUGCAGGGCUGCAUGGAUGGGCGUGUGUGUGUGUGUGUGUGUGUGUGGUGGGAGGUUGGGCACAGGUGGGAUUAUACUGUUGCUUGUUCAUUUCUAUCUCCACUUCAUCCACCUCUGUUUCUUAGCAUGAGGUCUCUACCGAAGGGGGGUCCUUCUGUGCCUGGUUUCCUCUUUAAUUCAGCAUUUAUGGGAUGCCUCCUUUCAGCUUGUAGUACUCUGUGUCAUGGUUCAGGGGGCUCUUGGGUGCUGGUUAAGGGAUCUGAGUAG
Messenger RNA from Rangifer tarandus platyrhynchus (Svalbard reindeer), 309 nucleotides. NCBI's taxonomy places the organism in Eukaryota, Metazoa, Chordata, Mammalia, Artiodactyla, Cervidae. The record is from the annotation of a GenBank genome assembly.